Ascochyta rabiei is the source of this 378-nucleotide messenger RNA. Its product is annotated as RNA binding protein snu13. Gene Ontology annotation, biological process: maturation of SSU-rRNA; mRNA splicing, via spliceosome; ribosome biogenesis. Gene Ontology annotation, cellular component: nucleolus; precatalytic spliceosome; small-subunit processome. Gene Ontology annotation, molecular function: RNA binding. NCBI's taxonomy places the organism in Eukaryota, Fungi, Ascomycota, Dothideomycetes, Pleosporales, Didymellaceae. The coding region runs from base 1 to 378 and encodes 125 amino acids. The transcript has 2 exons. The record is from RefSeq and is a predicted model, not a curated record.
AUGGCCGACACCAGCGCCGCAUGGCCCCAGGCCGAUCAGGCUCUCAGCCAGGAAAUUCUCGACCUUGUUCAGCAGGCUACCCACUACCGCCAGUUGAAGAAGGGUGCCAACGAGGCCACUAAGACCCUCAACCGUGGUAUCUCCGAGGUCAUCGUCCUUGCUGCCGAUACCUCCCCUCUGGCUAUCCUCCUCCACCUGCCUCUUCUCUGCGAGGACAAGAACGUCCCCUACGUCUAUGUCCCCUCGAAGAUGGCUCUGGGCCGUGCUUGCGGUGUCGCCCGCGCCGUCAUCGCCUGCUCGAUUACCACCAACGAGGCCUCUGACCUUAUGGGCCAGAUCCGCACUCUCAAGGACAAGGUCGAGAGGCUCCAGAUCUGA